Messenger RNA from Sitophilus oryzae (rice weevil), 1315 nucleotides. RefSeq lists its product as uncharacterized. The transcript has a single exon. Gene Ontology annotation, molecular function: DNA binding. The record is from RefSeq and is a predicted model, not a curated record. NCBI's taxonomy places the organism in Eukaryota, Metazoa, Arthropoda, Insecta, Coleoptera, Curculionidae. Bases 84 to 1070 code for a protein of 328 amino acids.
UUGAGGCAGACCACGGAUCGUCACGUGUUCGAGUACUCGUAGUGUUCAGUCGCUAGUUCAAUUUAUUGGUGUUAUUUAUCAAAAUGGCACCGACUAUUAAACCUGCUUUACGGUCUCUGGAUGAAAAAAUAAACGCCAUCCAAAUGGUGAAAUCGGGCAAAACUAAGGCUUCUGUAGCCAGGCAGAUCGGAGUGCCGGAAUCAACUCUGCGAGGCUGGUGUAAGAAUCAAGUACGGAUUUUUACCCAAGCAAUUAACAACUGUGGACUUAGUACCGAUGGUAGAUUGCGACAAGAAGAAGUUUUAUCGCCCAAGAGUUAUGAAAGUUCCAGUAGUUCAUCAGAUACACACAUGUUUUCUUCCUCAAUUAGUUCACAAAGAAGCGUUUCGUAUUUUUCGGGUACGGAGGAAUUUGAAGAUCAGCCGCUAGAUUUGUCAACGAAUGCCGCUAAAUCACGCGAACCAUUUACUUUUGGUAAAAACCUUGUCCCAGAUAUACUCGGUAGCAGAGACAUCCGACGUUUAGAGAAAUGGUACAGCAGUGGAGAAGAAGCAGAUACAUCGAACGUAACCAGUAAAUUUUUUGACGAAAAUCAACCUCCGAGCUUCUUCGAUUGGUACAGAGCACCGUUCUGUACUUCAGGGAACAACAACGCCGAUCUCGCUGCCUGGCAAGAGGCUCUGGUCAGGCGAAUGUAUGCUGGUAGGCAGAAUCAACAUCAAAGCUACGAGGAGUGGUGCGAAGCUGCAUUUUCGACGUCAUCAAGUAACGCGGAUGUAACCACCACUCCAAAGGAACCUAUAAUCCAGCUAUAUAGGUAUUUUUGGAAAUGGUACGCAACUUUGCUCUCUAAUUCAAAAAUCGAUGGCGCGAACGUGUAUGACAAUAUAUCUGUGAUAAGUGAUCCCGAGGUAAAUAUUUCAAAACGUGAGGCAAUACGUCAUGGUGAACGUUUCUUAACGUGGCUGAAGGUGUGCGGUAAAGACACUGUAACUACGGAUGAGUUUUUUGCGUUGCACGACUUACUGGAACACCUAAAGAAUAAAAACAUAUUAGUUGUAAAUCAGUAGCUAUCUUAAAAAACCUGGUGCCAAAGUAUUUUAAACAUUACAAAAUAAUAAGUAUACAACAUACUGAUAAUUGUAUUUUAUUGUUCCUAUAUUAAUAGUUAGUAAUGUAUUAUAAUAUAAUUUAAUGAAACUGUUUUUUUUUGAAAUUCUAUAUUUGUACAUAAAAAAUGUUUGUAAUAUAUCUGAUAUUGUAUAUUCUUAUUUGAUAUUUUAGCAGAUAGACUGUGGAUUCAAAUAAAAAAUGU